AAAUAAAAGUUUCCAUAGUAUUAAGUUUUUUAAGAGCAUGUUAAAGUGAUUAUUAAAAUGAAUAUGAUUAUGUUAUUUUUAUGACCAACGUUGUUAAUAACAUGAUCAUGUUUUAUUUAAAGGUGCAUUUAUUUCUAAUUUUUGCCCAACGGUAUAUAGAUUUAAUUGCAUAGACAGUUAUAUGUUUAAUUUGACCAACGUUAGAUUAAUACAUAUGAUUGUUAUAUUGAUGUUAUUUAAAUUGUUAUUUCAGGAGGCUUUCAUUUGAUGAGUUGCCUAAAAGAAGUUUCAACACUCAGAGGUGACAACCACACUGAGUGGAGGAAGAAAGUUGAACUGGCGUUUGUUUGUGCUGAUCUUGACUGGGUUGUGGAGAAACCACAGCCGGUCAGACCCACAGAGCCAGUAAGAGAGGCUACUGACGAUGAUGCUGCAUGGGCUAAAAAGAGAGGGGACUAUGCUCCUUUGGAGCAGUCCUACCUCAUAGAUAAUCAAAAGUGGGUCAAUGCAAAUAAAAAAUGCAUGGCCUUUAUAAAGAACACCAUUGAGAGCGCCAUUGUGGGCUCCAUUGCAGAGUGCACUUCCGCAGGGGAGUUUCUCUCAAAGAUAAAGAGCCAGUUCACUGGCUCUUCAAAGAUAUAUGCCACCCAGGUGUUAGAGCAACUGGUGACAGAAAAAUACAGAGGUGGCAGUCAUGGCAUAAGAGAGCACAUCCUCAGGAUGAGCAAUAUGGCUGCAAAGCUCAAACCAAUGGAUGCGGAUCUGGAGAUCAAACCAGCGCUCCUGGUCCACCUUGUCAUGGCUUCAUUGCCAAAGGAGUUUGAAGCUUUUGUAGUGAACUAUAAUAUGUCACCUGGAACAUGGGACGUAGAAAAGACAAUAGCAAUGUGUGUUCAAGAAGAGGAGAGACUAAAAGCCUCACAUGGUGGUACACUCAACUAUGUGCAUGGUCACAAAAGAAAGAAUUACAAUCUAAACAACAAAAGUUCUCCUUCAAAGCCACAAGGAAAAGUUUCCUAUCAACAUCAGCGUCAGCAACAGCCUUUCUCAGUGGACAAAGACACUUGUCUCCACUGUAAAAAGACCGGGCAUUACAAGAAAGACUGUCCCGUUUGGCUAAAGUCGAUCAUGGCAAAAAGAGGGAUUCCAUUCGACGCGGACUACGCUAAGAAGCGAAAGACGCAUUGAAGUGGCGAACGGAGUUGAAGCAGAAGUUGAAGCUGUCGGUGAUAUCUCCUUGGAGUUAGCUGAUGGAUUCAAUCUUCUACUUAGAGAUGUUUUAUUUGUUCCAUCAUGUCAUAGAAACUUAAUAAGUGUUUCUUGUUUGGACAAAGAUAAUUAUGAAUGUUAUUUUGGACAUGGCAAGUGUGCCAUUUGGUUAAAUAAUGCUUAUGUUGGUGAUGCUUUACUACAUGAUGAGCUUUAUUUGUUAUCACUUCGUGAAAAAGUUUAUUCCGUUUGCAAUGUGAAAGAACAUGUUUCCGCGUCGAAUAAAGAACAAAAGAAAAGAAAAAGAACAUUUGACUCAUCGAAAUUAUGGCACUGUCGCUUGGGCCAUAUUUCGAAGGGGAGAAUAGAAAGAUUAGUCAAAAGUGAAAUUCUUCCUCCGUUAGAUUUUUCAGACUUAGAACAAUGCAUAGAUUGCGUUAAAGGAAAGUACGUAAAACAAAUCAAAAAAGGUGUAAUCCAUAGCACAGGCACACUAGAAAUCAUUCACACUGAUAUUUGUGGACCAUUUUCGGUGAAAAGUGUGGAGGGAUAUGACUCGUUCAUAACAUUCACAGAUGAUUACUCUCGCUAUGGUUAUAUUUAUCCAAUCAAAGAAAGAUCGGAAGCGUUGGAUAAAUUUAAAAUAUUCAAAGCUGAAGUUGAAAAUCAGCACGAUAAAAGAAUAAA
Molecule: messenger RNA, 1896 nt
Organism: Aegilops tauschii subsp. strangulata
Lineage: Eukaryota; Viridiplantae; Streptophyta; Magnoliopsida; Poales; Poaceae
Source: RefSeq, a predicted model, not a curated record